Messenger RNA from Chenopodium quinoa (quinoa), 5149 nucleotides. Its product is annotated as pentatricopeptide repeat-containing protein At3g03580-like. Lineage: Eukaryota; Viridiplantae; Streptophyta; Magnoliopsida; Caryophyllales; Amaranthaceae. Gene Ontology annotation, biological process: RNA modification. The record is from RefSeq and is a predicted model, not a curated record. The transcript has a single exon. Gene Ontology annotation, molecular function: RNA binding; protein binding. Bases 475 to 2553 code for a protein of 692 amino acids.
GUUAAAUCCGACUCCGACUCCGACAUCUGACUCUGACUUCGACUUCAAUAUCUGACCUCCGACCCUGAUUCCGAUCCGACCCGACUUCGAAAUUUUUUUUUUUCAUUAUUCAAUAUACUUUGAGAUGUUGGGCUAUUUGGGGCUUUACAACCAUACCCAAUGCCACCAUGACCCACACAAAAAUCAACUAUCUAUUGGAGUCGGAGUCAGAUAAUCCGUUAAAGUCGAACAUUUGUCGGAGUCGGAUUUUUUUUUGGAUUUUUUGUAGGAUCCGACUCCGACUCGGAGUUAAAUUAUUUUAAAUUACAACGGAGUCGUUGUUACCAUAAUUCUAACUACUAGGUAAUAAAUAUUUUCUUUUAAAAAUACUUUCCCUCCUUUUUUUUUGGUUUUUUCUGGUUUCAAUUUUUUUUAUAUAGUUUUUUCUGCACUUCAUCUUCCUCACAUACACCCUUGAAAGUCUCAUAACUUAGAAUGUUUGGCGAAAAUGUGGUGCAAUGGACAUCAAAAAUCCAAUCUUACUCGCAAAAAGGUUUGUUUAACAGAGCACUUUCUUUGUUCCUUAGUAUGCGAAGAGCUGGGGUUAAACCAAACGAAGUUACCUUCUCAACCACCUUAACUGUUUGCGCUCAAUCAAUCCACAAAUCAUUCGGUUUAAGCUUGCAUAGUUUAAUUCUCAAGAAAGGGUAUCAGAAUCAGCUUUUUGUUUGUGGUGGGUUGAUCUCUAUGUACGGUAGUUUUCGUCGGAUAGUCGAUGCCCGCCAAGUGUUUGAUGAAAUGCCUGACCGAGAUGAAGUUGUGUGUAAUUUGAUGAUUUCUAAGUAUUCGCAAAAUGGGUUUUGUUAUGAAGCUUGUGGGUUGUUUUGUGGGAUGGUUAACGGGGGUGUUUAUUGGAGGGGUUUUGUGAGUGAUUUUAGUCUUGCCAGUGUUCUUAAUGCUUGUGCUCAUUUAGGUUGCUGUGAGUUUGGUGAGUCUGUUCAUUGUUUUGUGAUUAAGCUUGGUUUUGAUUCGAAUGUUUUUGUUGGUAGUUCUCUUGUUGGUAUGUAUUCAAGUUAUGAAGAGUUGGGUAGUGCGCGUGCUGUAUUUGAUCGAUUGGGAACUAUGGAUGUUGUAGUGUGGAAUACUAUGAUUACUGGGUAUGCUCAUAAUGGUUAUGAAGAAGAAGCGAUUGAAUUAUUUCUUGAGAUGGAAAUUCGGGGGCUUACUCCGAAUUAUACUACAUUUUCGGCUGUUGUAGAUGCUGCAUCUGUGAUGCCUGAUGAGACACUUGGUAGAAAACUUCAUGCUAAAUCAUUGAAAUUUGGUAUAUUAUCUGAUGUUUACUUGGGUACUGCAAUUGUUGAUAUGUACUCCAAGUUUCUGAUCAUGACUGAUGCUAAAAAAGCUUUCUCUGAGAUGGAGAAAAAGAAUGUAAUAUCAUAUAAUGCGCUUAUUACUGGCUAUGGUUUGAUUGGUGAUCAUGAAAAUGCUGUUAAAAGUUAUACACUGCUGAGACUUCGGGGGAUGAAACCUGAUGCGUGCACCUUUAUUGGUCUUCUUACAUCUUGUUCUACAUCUUGUGCCUUUGUUGUGGGGGAACGAGUGCACUCAGAUUCAAUAAAGCUUGGCUUGGACCGAGAUGUAUUAGUUAGGAAUUCAAUUGUAAACUUUUAUUCGAAGUGUGGGCUAAUUAAUUCUGCAAUAAAAGCAUUUGAGUCUGCACAGGGGAGUGAAAUUGUUUCUUGGACAGCCAUUAUCUCAGGACUUGUCCAAAACAAUGAACACACCAAAGCUCUUGAGGUGUUCUGUGAAAUGCACAGGCUGUCGGAAAAGGCAGACGAAUUUUCUUCCUCUAGUGCCAUCAAGGCAGUAGCUAAUCUGGCAGCUGUUGCACAAGGAAGGCACCUCCAUGGGUAUGUGCAGAAAGUGGGCCUGACCCACCAUAUAUUUGUUGGAAGUGCACUAAUUGACAUGUACUCCAAAUGUGGAAUGGUAGAGGAUGCUCAUAAAUUGUUCUCCGAGAUGCCUGAGAAAAAUGCCGUCUCUUGGAACUCAAUGAUAGCAGGUUUUGCUCAAAAUGGUUACUCUGAUAAAGCAUUACACCUGUUCCAUGAAAUGGUGAGUUGUGGGGUCUUGCCUACUUCAGGAACCUUUGUUGGAGUUCUUCUUGCUUGUUUUCAUGCAGGAUUAGUUCAAGAAGGCAGACGCUAUCUCCAACUAAUGGAAAGCCACUAUGGUGUUUCACCUUCUGUAGAACACUACUCCUGUAUGGUGAAUCUCCUAGGUCAUGCUGGUUAUGUUAAGGAGGCGGAAGAGUUUCUUCUUAGUUCACCCUUCAAAGGGGACUAUGAAAUGUGGAAGUCUCUCCUCACUUCUUGUGAAGCGCACAGAGAUUUUGAUGUUGCUGCUCGAGUUGCAGAGUAUUGUUUGCACUUGAAUCCCAAUGACUCCUCAACUAAUACCAUUCUCUCCAACAUAUAUGCCAGUAAGCAGUUGUGGUCAGAAGUUGAAAGAACACGAGAUUCGAUGAAGGUGGCAGAUAUUGUGAAGGAACCUGGGUGUAGUUGGAUUUAAGUGACUGGUGCUGUGGGUUAUUGUGAUUGGGGACCUAUAUUUUUUCUCCUUCGUCUCCUGGAGUCCCACUGAGCUUUCCAAGACGUUUAAGGAUUGAGGCUAUCAACUUCCUUUGCUUCUGCAGCCCUGCAGGGAUUGUGGUUUAAAUGAUUUACUUCAUUUUCAGGGUGCAGCAGACUACUGUGAGUCUAAUGACCCAUUCGCUACAUCUGGAUAUACAUUUGCUUUUAACCUGAGAUAACAAACAAAACUAAACAAUACUAUAAUUUUGAAUGAACCCCAAUUUCAUAGCUGGCUCUUCCUUUCAGAGUUUCAGACAAUUAGCUUUUUGAUCAUAUAUACAGAAAAAUAAGACUUACAUUUGCUCCAUCACUCUAAAUCCGAAUAGGACAUAUUUGUUGCAGAAAGUUGAAAAAUAGAACAUGUCUGCUAGUAUGUAAUUCAUGAGGCAUCUAUGGGAGGAAGACUAUGAAAUUCAACAACACUCGGAGAACAUAGACAGGAUACUCACUGCAAAACUGGUGCGUUCCUUCAGGUAUUGUAGUGUUGCUACUGUUUGUGUCUUUGUGCAAGGUGCAUGAGAAGACUUCCACAAAUUCACAUGACCAUCUGUUAAUCGUCUGGAUUUGUACUAAUGUUUGUGGGAGAUGUGCUUCAUACUAAAACAAGAAUCAGUCAAUAUUAGACUUGACUUGCUUAUUAAGGGCUUCUAUCUGGACAUCUGAAUCCAUUUGAUCAUUUCUGGACUAUGGAGCAUGAUGCCAGACUGCCAGGCUACCAGCACUCAGUUAUAAUGAUUGGUAAUUUUCUACAGUCUUCUCCCGCUCAUUUGGGAUCAGCUUUUCCUGACCUUUCUCUCAGCUCACAUAACAUCCUUUGAGUUAUAAUUUACUAAAUAUCAGCACAACUAUCAAUUCUCCACCUGAUGUUUCUACAACUAUGGAUGGUCUAAGCUACAUACUGGCAGAUAGGUUUGCUUGAAUUUUGCUAGAUUGUACAGAUAGUGAUUCGAUUGGGGAAAAAAAAUGAAUUUUGGAGUAAAUAACAAUCGUUAGAUGCUAAAUUAUCUGUUUUCUUUUUAAAUUGUAAAGAUGAGAUGCUUAGGAUAGUAUUAUUGGGCAACUUACCAAGUAAAAUGGGUUAAUAUGAGUUUCUUGUCUACAUUUUCAAUUGAUUUCUUAAUGUUAAAUGCCAAUUUGUUUCGUAAAUAGAUUAUGGUCUGAAUCAUAAUGCAUUGCAAUGUAAUAUGCCCAAGGAGACUUCAAUUUGCAAGACAUAAUUUUUUUUUCCUGAACCCAUUCUAUAAUUUCUGGAUAAAUGUAAACAUUCCUAUACAUGUAUAUUUUAGUAUACUAUAUUCCAUUGCUGAGAAGAGUCUUUUACAAGCAACUGAAGAAUGUAUAUACUAUAACCUAACCUUCAUGUCUAUUGAAGUCUCAGCUACAGAUAGUUGUGUCCUCAAUUUAGCCUUUUCAUUGAAACUAUUCUGUAAUACAUGUUUACAUGUAGCUCGUGAAGGCUACGAGGAUGGGCCUAGCACCGUACUGUCAUCUCUGCAGUUUAUUGGUUAUGCAAGUUCAUCUGUAGCUGGCUGUUUGGCAUUUGGCUAAUGCAAGAGUGAUAACCAACAGUCAAAUUCCUUUGUUCUCCCAGCAAUGAGGUAAAUUGAGAAGUUACAUACUCCUAUUUAUGGCAGCAGCAAUAUGAUGGAGAGGAGAGAGAAGGGAUAGGCGUAAGUUUCAGUCCAGAAAACUUCAUCAUAGGUGUUGUUAUUGGUUUCAUUUUCGGGUUUCUUCUUGAUUUAGCUAAACCCUCCAAAAACCCACCUAAAUCUUAACACCAAACCAAGAAUUGUUUAACUUCAGCAGUUCAGCCAACCCAGAUGAAGAAUUUAAGAUGUUACUUUCCAGAAUACUUUUAAUUUCUGGCUAAAAUGAAAUUGUAAAUUGUGAUUGUUAUGCUACAUCCUAUUGUGAAAUUGUAGAGGUAUUUCAGUAUUCGGGCUAUGUUCGGGUUUGGUUAUCAUGUCAUGUCGAUUUUUGCCAGCUCUUCUAAUGAACGUUGUUGGAUUAAAUGUUGGUUUGUGUUAUCAUAUAGUAUGCCUUUUUGGAUCCUUUAUUUUGUUAACAAGUUAUGAAGUUUUUCUAUUUUGCCAUUUUGGGGGUUAUAAAAAUUGUGACUGAAGAGAAUUUGGCCAAGUUUUGCAGAAAGGUUAGUGCUUGAUGUGUACAGUGUACUGUGUACUUGAGUAGGGGUUUAAAGGUUGUGUGUUAAAAUUCAUGAAUUAUUCAACGGAUUUUCCUGAAUAGUUUAACAUGGGAGGCGAAUUUGGGAAGUGUGUCAUGGACUUUAUUUUCCAUAGUUAAAUAACUAAUACGAGUACUUUGUAUAGAAUAUAGUGUGAUAUUUUUUGCUUGCAUUUUAAUUUCAGUGUCAGUAUCCAUUGUAGACAUCAUUUGAUAUGUGAUUCUUCAUGGUAUUGUUUGGACUUAUUUUCUGCUUUGGUGGAUUUGAUGAAGAUUCUUGUAGAAGAGUAAUCACUAGGCUUAAUUAUACAUCUUCCAUAUCCUGGCAUUUUACAUUUAAUAUGUUUUAG